Messenger RNA from Drosophila serrata, 2563 nucleotides. It is a transcript of the gene Golgin104, whose product is annotated as coiled-coil domain-containing protein 186. Gene Ontology annotation, molecular function: small GTPase binding. Lineage: Eukaryota; Metazoa; Arthropoda; Insecta; Diptera; Drosophilidae. Gene Ontology annotation, biological process: vesicle cytoskeletal trafficking. Gene Ontology annotation, cellular component: trans-Golgi network. The record is from RefSeq and is a predicted model, not a curated record.
AGGCCGAUAAACAGCUGGCCAGGCGAUAGCAAAUUUUUUAUUUUUAUUGCAAAUUUCUUUGUUAAAUUUAGAUAAAUGUUAAUAUAACAAGAAACUAUCAUGGAAACAGCGGAGGCAGCUAGGCCGGCUAAUGCAGAGAGUCAAGCGAAGACGGAAAACGGGAAUUCAGACCGGGAAAACCACAAUUCUGAGGAGAAAUCAAGUGAAGACGUGGAACUGAAGGCGGAUUUAGUGGAGCAGCAGCUGGAAGAAAGCGAUGUGAAAUCCGAAACUGCUGCAAGCGAACCGGAAUUCAAGGAUGCGACGAAAAUGGAAGAUAAUCUGAAGAUGGCCGUCCUUGACCAAGUGCCAGUCGAAGAAGGAACUGCAGAACUCACCCUGCGAUUCAAGGAUCUGCAGGCGCAGGAAAAGGAGGAGGAACUGGACGCCAAUCACUCGAAACCUAGGCAGAACGACAUCCUCUCCCACGUUCACUGCCUUGCCCAACUGGAAGAGCAGCGUCGCAGCUACGAGCAGCAGUUGGAGCAACUUCGGACAUCCAAUAGCCAAAAGGACAACAUGAUAACCCUUAUCCAGCGGGAGAACGCCAUUCUGGACAAGGAGAAGCAGGCGUGCCGCAAGGAAAUGGACAUGGCAAACAAGGAGAAAGAAGCGACCGUCAUCAAGUUUGCCAUGAAGGAGAAGCUUCUUAUUGAUGCCAAGAAGGCAAAGGAGGCUGUGGAGAAGCAGUUGGCCGAGGCCAAAAAGGAGGUUAAGAACAUGACCACCAGAUUCCAGGCCGUAAACGAGGAGAAGUCCCGAAUGACAUACGUGAUCGAUGAGAAGUGCAACGAAGUAAGGAAGUAUCAGCGGGAGUGCGAAAAGUACAAAACCGAAAUGGGUCACUUGGAGUCAAAGCUGAAGUACCACAUCAAUAAGCUAGGCUAUGAGACAGAGGCCAAAGCGGUUCUUGAACGCAAGCUGGAGGAGGAACGGAAUGCUCCCAAUAAACUGGAGGAGAAGGCAAAUGAGAAACUCAAAGUGGAAUUUGAAGCCAACACAAUACUCCUAAAACAUGAGAUCACUAGCAAGACUGAGGCUCUGGAUAAAGUCACUAAGGAGCAGCAGAAACUAAGCGAAGCCAACAGGGAAUUCCAGCAGCAGCUUCAGGAGAUUACAACAUCGCAUAACCAACUCACUGAAGAACUAAACCAAUUAAGGGAGCAACACAAUUCCGUGGAGGCUUCCUACAGCGAUGAGCUGCUCAACUCCGCUAAACUGAGAGGGCAGCUCGAAGAGCUUCAGCUCUUGCGCACGCAGAAUACCAUCAACGAGGAAAAGUUAGCAGAUGAGCAAUCGCGAGUCCAACAACUGGAAGCCUUGGUCCAAGACAACGAAUCCGAUUUGGAACAGCUGAAAGUUAAGAAUAAAGAGCUGCUCAGCAUUAACAAGGAAAUGAGUGAGCUGAUUGUGCGUCUGCAGAACGAUAUUUGUCUGGCAGAGUCCAAGGCCCUUGGCUUGGAAGCGGAAAAUAAGCUACUGAAGCAGGAGAAGCUCAGCUACGACUCCAAAUACAAUCAACUGGAGCAACAGCUUAGUUCGGAGGCGGCAGAGAAGAACGAGGAGCGUCUGCUGUUGGCCAAGCACUUAUCCGAGAAAACUAAGCUCUAUGAGCUGACCAAGCAGAAGCUGGAGAAUGUCCAGGGAGACUACGAGGCCACCCAGCACAAGCAUGCAACCUUGGUGAAGGAGCUGCAGCGGGAGCUGAACAAGUACAAAAGGGGAAUUCCUGAACCCAAAACCAUGCCCAUUAGUUACUGUAGCAAUUGCCAGCAGGCGAUAAAUGGCGGCUACCCAACCGAGAAUCCUCAACAGCAGCGUAGCCAUAGUCGGUCCAGUAGCCACGGCAGCCUGCACAGCAGCAGCCGGCGGGCUAGCGAGUCUUCCGAAUCUGAAACCGUAGCCAGUAGCGCCACCACAGUACAACCUCCGCCAGCUCCACAGCAGGAUCUGCAGGCAGUGCCGUCCAAGAAAGUGCUCGUUGAGCGGAUACUGCGACUCCAACAGGCCACCGCUCGCCAAACAGAGCGCAUAGAGUUUCUGGAGAACCACACGGCUGCGCUCGUGGCCGAAGUGCAAAAGAAGUCUAAGGUGGUGCAGCACUACAUGCUCAGGGACCAGACCGCCGGCGCUCUCACCACCUCCCGCAGCGAUCAGAACAAGAGCGAGCUGGUCAAGUACGGAAACGGCAUCAUGGCGGCCAUAUACGGAGGAUCCUCGAAAGCGGGUGGCGAAAGCAAAGCCAUGUCCCUCGAACUUUCGCUGGAGAUUAACAAGAAGCUACAGACAGUGCUGGAGGACACACUGCUGAAGAAUAUCACGCUCAAGGAGAACCUGGACGUGCUGGGCCUCGAGGUGGACAACCUGACGCGGAAGUUGCGCACCAUGGAGGCCUGCAGCAGCAAGUGAUGCCAGUAUUCCCAUUCAUUGUAUUCCAUUCCAGAGUCUAACCCUUGUACAUAUACUUUUCGUAUACCUUUUGUGCUUAAGUUUAUGUGUAAAUUAAAUGUAUUUAAUAUUUUAA